AUGAGUACGGCAACAAAUGAGGUCUCCAACGAGGAGCCAGCAACCCUCUCAUCCAUGGCUGGUCACGAGGAAGACAUUAAUCACCAAACUGUAGAGGAGGCAGCAUUAAAGAGCACAGCGGUAUCAACGCAAAGAAUAAGCUCAUCUCUAAGAAGGCGCGCGUGCGACACGUGUCGAGCGCGCAAAGUCAGAUGCGAUAGACAGGAUCCACCGUGUAAUAGAUGCGUCAAGAUGGGAGUAGCAUGUCACUAUUCUGGCCGAACGAAGCCGACAAAUUCCAGGAUGGGCAUGUCGAGAUUUCUUGAGACGUUGAAUAACAGACUCAAACAAGCAGAGGCCCAGCUGGCUUCUACACAUUUGAUGCAGCAGAAUCAACCGCAGUUUUCAGUGGCAUGGAGAGACGUUGACCGCACUGGACUACCAACAAAACCCUCGCCACCGCAUAAAACCCCAUCCCAAGAAGAGGCCCAAUCGCACUGGAGUUCUGUGCCCGCUCCUACAUAUCCUACAUAUGACCUUCAAGAAUCAGACGAUCUGUUCAACCAAAUGAGCGUCACCACAUCAGCUACAUCAGCUAAAGAGGCCUCAGCGUUCUUACCGCUCGACACUUUUAUAGCUUCCAAUUCUGAGACUAUCAUGAUGGCUCAGACCAUGUUGGAUAACCAACCUUUAGAAUUUGAGCCUACAAUUUUUGACAUCCCAACACCGACUACUGAGCCUAUGCCCACGGUCUUGGCUACAAUUCUGCAGAAGCUCUAUGAACGAUACUUUGAAAUUUUCCAUCCCAUAAUUCCCAUUAUCAACCGAACUCGCUUUGAGCAUGAACUAUCGCAGCCAUGUCCCACCGUUGAGUUGCAGGCUCUGUCCUAUGCCAUGGGAGCCUUGGCGGCAUUUUCUGUGCCAGAACUGCAGGACUAUGCAAGUUUUUAUCAUGAACAGGCUCGCAACCUUAUUGACCUUUGCGAGAGGCAAGAGAGUGGUGAUUCAUUGGAGAAUAUCAAUAUUCUACAAGCUUACGUGAUAUUGACACUAUAUGAACUUAAGCAGCCAAACUUCGCUCGAGCCUAUCUGACACUGGGUCGCGCAAUCAAGCUAGUUCAAAUAUUGGGCUUAGACAAUGCGAAAAGCGAUUCCCGAAUGUAUGCACGAUGGGGCCUAAGUAAACAGUCCAGUCAUUCCAUCAGUCCGGCAGAGCAAGAAGAGAAGCGGCGAGUUUUCUGGAGCCUCUUUAUUUUUGACUCGUUUGCCAGCCUCAGAUCAAACAUCUGUCCAACCUUUACAGGAGUCAUUAAUGUUCCGCUCCCCAGCUCCAGCGAGUAUCCAGACUUCUUGGAUGAAACGAUGCCGAGGCUGGAUGAAGUAUUUGGGCUAACGGAAACUAUUUCACUGUCGUCAUUUGCAGCCGACACCCUUAUGAUUUCUCUUUACCAGCGCUACUUUAGACAUAUUGAGUCCUCUUAUGAUGAGACAUCGCAGGGAUUCUGGGAGACUCACUAUGCUAUUGACAAAGCCGUCGAGCAUUGCCGAAAAACUUUGUUAGCGCCGCAUAUGAACGGCAACUGUGGCAAUGAUCCACUUGCCAUAGGGCUGCGAAUGAAUCUAAACACCCUAAAGAUCAAUUUGCACGAGACAGCGCUUUUUAGGGUCGAGAAAGAUCAGCUGCCGGAGAAUCUUGCCGUGGAAGCAAACUCCAAAUGUGCCUUUGCCGUUAUCGACAUUGUUAAAGCUGUUCAGGUGGGCAUGCAGCUGACGGGCAGUAGAGCGGUUACUUUCCGACAGCUGGACCGAUUCUUUGUCUGGCCUAUUACGACUGCCAUCCAAGUAUGUUUCCGAAUGAUAUACAAUGGAGCAGACGACUUUGCGUCCUAUAUCAGUUUUCUCCGCAUCCUUUCCCAUGCAAUGAAGGAAAUUAUCGACCCGGAACAAAUCUCUCCGGGGCUGUUAGAGAACGCAGAAGCCAGGAUCGCGGAUGCGGCACGAAGUGUACGGAAGAAGUGA
Molecule: messenger RNA, 1998 nt
Organism: Trichoderma asperellum CBS 433.97
Lineage: Eukaryota; Fungi; Ascomycota; Sordariomycetes; Hypocreales; Hypocreaceae
Source: RefSeq, a predicted model, not a curated record